This is a messenger RNA of Candoia aspera, 10826 nucleotides long. It is a transcript of the gene APC, whose product is annotated as APC regulator of WNT signaling pathway. The transcript has 17 exons. The coding region runs from base 442 to 8946 and encodes 2834 amino acids. NCBI's taxonomy places the organism in Eukaryota, Metazoa, Chordata, Lepidosauria, Squamata, Candoiidae. The record is from RefSeq and is a predicted model, not a curated record. Gene Ontology annotation, molecular function: gamma-catenin binding; beta-catenin binding; microtubule binding. Gene Ontology annotation, cellular component: cytoplasmic microtubule; beta-catenin destruction complex; catenin complex. Gene Ontology annotation, biological process: Wnt signaling pathway; cell migration; nervous system development.
CAGUAAGGGAAGGAAGGGGGCGGUGACGGCAGCAGGUAGAACUGCGGGGAGGGCAAAGGACGGCGGAGGUCUGGUACCGAUUGAAGCAAGGACCGUGCUGAGCAGUGAGGAUUCCUCGAACACUGUACACCUCGGGAAUGCGGGGUCAAGGUGGCGGGACGAGAGGUACUAUUUCCCCUCUUGCCCGCUGUCGCCCCCGCUUGUAAGCAGUGUCCUCGAGGGCCUGCCCGGCGCCCCGGAUGUGUGGGCGGUCAUCUCCUGGUUCCUUGGUGGGGCCGAGUCCCCCGAGCACCGGCCGCGACGGAGGCGGCGGCAGAGUUCGGGGAGCUGCGGUGGCUGCGGCGCUGUUGGGUGUGGAGCGCGACAAGGUGGGCAGAUAUCACAUUGUAUGGAGGCAGAGGGAAUCUGACUUUUAUUCUUCAGGUCCUGGGGUAACCCAGAAUGGCUGCAGUGUCAUAUGAUCAGUUGUUAAAACAAGUAGAGGCAUUAAAAAUGGAGAACUCAAAUCUUCGACAAGAACUGGAAGAUAAUUCAAAUCAUCUUACAAAACUGGAAACUGAAGCAUCUAAUAUGAAGGAGGUAUUGAAGCAAUUGCAAGGUAGUAUUGAAGAUGAGGCAAUGGCUUCAUCUGGUCAGAUUGAUUUGCUGGAACGUCUUAAAGAACUGAAUUUGGAUAGCAAUAACUUCCCUGGAGUGAAGCUAAGGCCAAAGAUAUCCAUGCGUUCAUACGGAAGCAGAGAAGGAUCAGUUUCUAGUCGAUCAGGUGAAUGCAGCCCUGUUCCCAUGGGAUCAUUUCCCAGAAGAGGUUUUAUGAACGGAAGUAGAGAAAGCACUGGUUAUCUAGAAGAACUAGAGAAAGAGAGAUCUCUCUUGCUUGCUGAGCUUGAAAAGGAAGAAAAAGAAAAAGACUGGUAUUAUGCUCAGCUUCAGAAUUUGACUAAGAGGAUAGAUAGUCUGCCUCUUACUGAAAAUUUUUCGUUGCAGACUGACAUGACUAGAAGGCAAUUGGAAUAUGAGGCGAGACAGAUCAGAGCUGCCAUGGAGGAACAACUCGGUACAUGUCAGGACAUGGAGAAGAGAGCGCAGGUGAGAGUGGCUAGAAUUCAACAAAUUGAGAAAGAUAUUCUACGUAUAAGACAGCUGUUGCAAUCCCAAGUUGCCGAGACAGAGAGAGCAGCUCCAAGCAAGCAUGGUGCAAGUUCACAUGAAGCUGAGAGGCAAAAUGAAUGUCAAGGAGCAGCUGAAAUCAUUGUGGCAACUGCUGGCAGUAGCCAGGGUUCAGCUGCUCGAAUGGACCAUGAAACAUCCAGUGUUACGAGUUCUAAUAGUAAUUAUUCUGUUCCUCGAAGACUGACAAGUCACUUGGGUACCAAGGUUGAAAUGGUGUAUUCACUGCUGUCAAUGCUGGGUACUCACGAUAAAGAUGAUAUGUCACGAACAUUGCUAGCCAUGUCUAGCUCCCAGGAUAGCUGCAUAGCUAUGCGCCAGUCUGGAUGUCUUCCUCUUCUCAUUCAGCUUUUGCAUGGCAAUGAUAAAGACUCUGUGUUGUUGGGAAACUCACGUGGAAGUAAGGAGGCCCGUGCCAGAGCCAGUGCAGCACUGCAUAAUAUCAUUCAUUCCCAGCCUGAUGAUAAACGAGGCAGACGAGAAAUACGUGUCCUCCAUCUUCUAGAACAAAUCCGAGAGUACUGUGAAACUUGUUGGGAAUGGCAGGAAGCACACGAUCAGGGCAUGGACCAGGACAAAAAUCCAAUGCCAGCUCCAGUUGACCAUCAGAUCUGUCCUGCAGUAUGUGUUUUAAUGAAGCUUUCAUUUGAUGAAGAACAUAGGCAUGCGAUGAAUGAACUUGGGGGGUUACAAGCCAUUGCAGAAUUGCUGCAGGUAGAUUGUGAAAUGUAUGGGCUUACUAACGACCAUUAUAGUGUCACGUUAAGACGAUACGCUGGAAUGGCUCUGACAAAUUUAACUUUUGGAGAUGUUGCCAAUAAGGCUACUUUGUGUUCUAUGAAGGGUUGCAUGAGGGCUUUAGUAGCACAGUUAAAAUCUGAAAGUGAAGAUUUGCAGCAGGUUAUUGCAAGUGUUUUAAGAAAUUUGUCUUGGCGGGCAGAUGUGAACAGUAAAAAGACACUACGAGAGGUUGGAAGUGUGAAAGCAUUGAUGGAAUGUGCUUUGGAAGUUAAAAAGGAAUCUACACUAAAAAGUGUAUUGAGUGCCUUAUGGAACUUAUCAGCACAUUGCACUGAGAAUAAAGCUGAUAUAUGUGCCGUGGAUGGUGCUCUUGCCUUUUUGGUUGGCACACUGACUUACCGAAGCCAAACAAAUACUUUAGCCAUCAUUGAAAGUGGAGGGGGAAUUCUUCGUAAUGUGUCUAGCUUGAUUGCUACAAAUGAGGACCACAGGCAAAUAUUGAGAGAGAAUACCUGCUUGCAAACCCUUUUACAUCAUUUGAAGUCUCACAGUUUGACAAUAGUCAGUAAUGCAUGUGGAACGCUGUGGAACUUGUCUGCACGGAAUGCAAAGGACCAGGAAGCGUUAUGGGACUUGGGAGCAGUUAGUAUGCUCAAAAACCUCAUACAUUCGAAGCACAAAAUGAUAGCUAUGGGGAGUGCUGCAGCUCUAAGGAAUUUAAUGGCAAACAGACCUGCAAAAUAUAAAGAUGCUAAUAUUAUGUCUCCAGGUUCAAGCUUACCAUCUCUUCAUGUCAGAAAGCAGAAAGCACUAGAAGCAGAAUUAGAUGCUCAGCAAUUAUCUGAGACUUUUGACAACAUUGAUAACUUAAGUCCCAAAACAUCUCACCGCAAUAAACAAAGACAUAAACAGAAUCUUUACAGUGAAUAUGUUUUGGAUGGUAAUCGCCAUGAAGAUGGAGUUUGCAGGUCAGAGAAUUUUAACAGUAGUAAUGUGACUGUACUUUCACCAUAUUUAAAUACCACAGUAUUGCCUGGCUCCUCAUCCUCAAGCAGAGGAAAUACAGAGAGUUCUCGUUCUGAAAAAGACCGGAGUUUAGAUAGAGACCGUGCAGUGGGUUUAAACAGCUAUCACUCCACAGCAGAAAAUUCCAGUAGCUCUUCUAAACGAAUAGGAAUGCAAAUUUCAACUGCUGCUGCUCAGAUUUCAAAAGUAAUGGAGGAAGCAACAAAUAUGCAUAUUUCACAAGAAGAAAGAAGCAAUGGAUCUGUAACAGAAAUUCACUGUUUGUCAGAAGACAGGAAUGCUUUAAGAAGAACUUCUGCUGCUCACUCUCACACAAAUAGUUAUAACUUUCCAAAAUCUGAGAACAGGACAUGUUCUCUGCCAUAUUCAAAAGCAGAGUAUAAAAGAGCUUCUAAUGAUAGCUUAAACAGUGUCAGUAGCAGUGAUGGGUAUGGUAAAAGAGGACAAAUGAAGCCUAUAGAAUCUUAUUCUGAAGAUGAAGAAAGUAAAUUUUGCAGUUAUGGACAGUAUCCUGCUGAUUUAGCUCAUAAAAUACACAGUGCUAAUCAUAUGGAUGACAAUGAUGGAGAACUGGAUACUCCAAUAAACUAUAGUCUAAAAUAUUCUGAUGAACAAUUGAAUUCUGGAAGGCAAAGCCCAUCCCAGAAUGAAAGAUGGGCAAGACCCAAGCAUGUAAUAGAAGAAGAAAUAAAGCAGAAUGAGCAAAGGCAAUCCAGAAGUCAAAGUGGAGCAUAUCCUGUAUAUCCUGAGAGUGGUGAUAAUAAACACCUGAGUUACCAGUCAGCUUUUGGACAGCCGGAAUGUGUAUCUCCUUUCAGAUCAAGAGAAUCCAGCAAUUCAGAACAAAACAGAGUAGGAUGUAAUCAUGGAAUAAAUCCCAAAGUGAAUCAAUCCUUGUGUCAGGUUGAUGAUUAUGAGACUGAUAAGCCUACUAAUUAUAGCGAGCAUUACUCUGAAGAGGAACAGCAUGAGGAAGAAGAUCAUCCAACUAAUUAUAGCAUAAAAUAUAAUGAAGAGGAGCACCAUGUGGAUCAGCCAAUUGAUUACAGUCUUCGAUAUUCAACAGAUGUUCCUCCUGCACAGAAACCAUCUUUUUCAUUUUCAAAAACUCCAUCAGUGCAGAGUACUAAAACUGAUCAUAUUUCAUCAAGCAGUGGAAAUACAUCAUCUUCUGCUGGCUCAAAAAAACAUAACCAACUUCAUCCAAAUUCUGCUCAGAAUAGGGCAAGUCAUACCCAGAAGCCUACAUCCUGCAAAGCAGCUUCCAUUAACCAGGAAACAAUACAAACUUACUGUGUAGAAGAUACACCAAUAUGUUUUUCAAGAUGUAGCUCUCUAUCAUCUUUAUCAUCAGCUGAAGAUGAAACAGGACGUGACCAUUCCACACGUGUAACAGAUACUGAUAACUUUCUGAAGAUAGUGGGAAUCAAAGAAAACAGUGGAAGUCUGUCAACAGCAGUUACAACUAAUGAAACCUCAUUAGCUUCCCAGCACCUUAGAACAAAAUCAAAUAGACUUCAGACUUCUACUAUAUCACCUUCUGAUUCAGCAAGACAUAAAGCUGUUGAGUUUUCUUCAGGUGCCAAAUCUCCUUCAAAAAGUGGUGCUCAGACUCCUAAGAGCCCACCAGAACAUUAUGUACAGGAGACUCCACUCAUGUUUAGCAGAUGUACCUCUGUGAGUUCCUUGGAUAGUUUUGAGAGCCGUUCAAUUGCUAGCUCUGUUCAAAGUGAGCCAUGUAGUGGGAUGAUAAGUGGUAUAAUAAGCCCAAGUGAUCUUCCGGAUAGUCCUGGGCAAACAAUGCCACCCAGCAGAAGUAAAACUCCACCCCCUACACAAGUGACCCAAGUAAAGAGAGAAGCAGCCAAAACAAAAGUAUCGAACACUGAAAAGAGAGAAUCUGGGCCAAGACAAACAGCUGUAAAUACAGCCAUUCAGCGGGUGCAGGUAUUGCAAGACUCUGACACUUUGUUACACUUUGCAACAGAAAGUACACCAGAUGGGUUUUCUUGUUCAUCAAGCCUAAGUGCUUUGAGUCUUGAUGAACCAUUUAUCCAGAAAGAUGUAGAAUUGAGAAUAAUGCCUCCUGUGCAUGAAAAUGAUCAUGUGAAUGAAGCAGAACUUGAACAGUCAAAUGAUACAAAGGAUCAACUGGAGAAAAAUACAAAAGAACCCACUGAAAUAGAGAAAGAUAUACUAGAUGAUUCAGAUGAAGAUGAUAUUGAAAUAUUGGAGGAGUGUAUUAUUUCUGCUAUGCCAACAAAAUCUUCACGUAAAGCCAAAAAGCCUUCUCAGGUAACUGCUUCUAAAAUACCUCCACCUGUAGCCAGAAAACCAAGCCAUCUGCCUGUUUAUAAACUUCUUCCUUCUCAAAGCAGAUUACAUUCCCAAAAGCAUGUUACAUUUACACCUGGUGAUGAUAUGCCACGUGUUUAUUGUGUUGAGGGAACACCAAUAAAUUUUUCAACAGCUACAUCUCUGAGUGAUCUAACAAUAGAAUCACCUCCAAAUGAACUGGCCAGUACAGGGAUUGCUGUUUCUCGAGUGGAAUUAACUGAAAUUGAAAAGAGAGAUACAAUUCCCACAGAAGGAAGAAAUACAGAAGAUGCUCAAAGGGGAAAAAGUGGAUCUACUGUUGGGUUGAAUGAUGACAAAACAGAAGAAGGUGAUGACAUUCUUGCAGAAUGUAUUAAUUCUGCUAUGCCAAAAGGGAAAAGCCACAAACCUUUCAGAGUGAAAAAGAUAAUGGAUCAGAUCCAGCUAGCAUCUACAUCAUCCUCAAUAAAUACUAAAAAUCAACUAGAAAUGGAGAAAAAGAAACCAACGUCACCAGUAAAGCCUAUGCCACAAAGCAAUGAGUACAGAGCACGUUUAAGAAAAAAUAUGGAGUCAAAAAAUAAUUUUAGUAGUGAAAGAACUUACAAUGAGAGUAAAACAAAGAAACAAAGUCUUGAAAAUAGUUCAAAAGAUUUUAAUGAUAAACUUCCAAAUAAUGAGCGUGCAAGAGGAAGCUUUGCAUUUGAUUCUCCCCACCACUAUACUCCAAUUGAAGGAACCCCAUAUUGUUUUUCUCGAAAUGACUCUUUGAGUUCCUUGGAAUUUGAUGAUGAUAUGGAUCUUUCAAGAGAAAAGGCAGAACUGAGAAAGGAGAAAGACAGUGAAAAUGAAACCAGCUCCAAUACAGAAUAUAUUUCAAAUCAGCAAUCAGUCAGUGGAACACAAGCUUGCCAAAAGCACUCAACAGGAAGAAAUCAGCCCAAAACGUUGGGGCAAAACCAGACCUCUUUUUCUCCAUCAGCCAAAGACAUUACAGCUACAGAUGAAAAAACACAAAAUUUUGCAAUAGAAAAUACACCUGUUUGUUUCUCUCAUAAUUCCUCUCUGAGUUCUCUCAGUGAUAUUGAUCAGGAAAACAACAAUGACAAAGAAAGUGAAUCAAUAGAACAAAUAGAAUCGCCUGAUAAACACAUAGAAUCAACUAGAGCACAAGUUUCUGGAUAUGCUCCUAAAUCAUUUCAUGUAGAAGAUACGCCUGUAUGUUUUUCAAGGAACAGUUCCCUCAGUUCUCUUAGUAUUGAUUCAGAAGAUGACCUUUUGCAGGAAUGUAUUAGUUCAGCCAUGCCUAAAAAGAAAAAGCCUUCAAGAUCCAAGGGGGAUAGUGAAAAAAUUAGUUCUAGAAACAUAGGAGGCAUUUUAGCAGAAGACCUUACAUUAGAUUUAAAAGAUAUACAAAGGCCUGAUUCAGAGAAUGGUUUCUCACCAGAUUCAGAGAACUUCGACUGGAAAGCUAUUCAGGAAGGUGCAAAUUCUAUAGUUAGCAGCUUACAUCAAGCCGCUGCAGCAUCACUAUCCAGACAAGCUUCAUCAGAUUCAGAUUCAAUCCUUUCAUUAAAAUCAGGAAUUUCCUUAGGAUCACCAUUUCAUCUUACACCAGAUCAAGAAGAAAAGCCUUUUAUUACUAAUAAGGGUCCAAGAAUUAUUAAACCAGGAGAGAAGAGUACAAUGGAAAGUAAGAAAAUUGAGUCUGAAAGUAAAGGAAUUAAAGGAGGAAAGAAAGUCUAUAAAAGCAUGAUUACAGGUAAAGCUCGUUCUAAUUCUGAACUUACGAGUCAUUUGAAACAGCCGUUGCAAACAAAUAUGCCCUCCAUUUCUCGAGGUAGGACAAUGAUUCAUAUUCCUGGAGUUCGAAAUAGUUCUUCAAGUACAAGUCCAGUUUCUAAAAAAGGACCACAACUAAAGAGUGCAGCUUCCAAAAGUCCUAAUGAAAGCCAGAGUUCUACUAGCUCUCCUAGGGUUACCAAACCUUCUAUGAAAUCUGAUCCAAGCCCUAUAUCUAGACAGCCAUCUCAACAGGGUAGCUCAAGUAAAGGGCCUUCUAGGUCAGGAUCUAGAGAUUCUACACCUUCUAGACCACAACAGCAACCAUUAAGUAGACCUCUGCAGUCUCCUGGCAGAAACUCAAUUUCACCAGGUAGAAAUGGCAUAAGUCCUCCCAAUAAGCUCUCCCAGCUGCCAAGAACAGCAUCACCAAGUACAGCUUCCAACAAAUCUACAGGUACGGGAAGAAUGGCAUACACAUCACCAGGCAGACAAAUGAACCAGCAAACUGUAGCAAAACAAACAGGAUUGCCUAAAAGUACUAGUGGAAUUCCUAGAAGUGAAUCUGCCUCAAAAGGAUUAAAUCAAAUUUCUGGUAUCAGUGGGUCAAAUAAAAAGGCUGAGUUAACUAGAAUGUCAUCAGCCAAAUCAAGUGGGAGUGAAUCUGACCGGUCAGAGAGACCUGUUUUAGUACGUCAGUCAACUUUUAUUAAAGAAACCCCAAGUCCUACACUAAGAAGAAAAUUGGAAGAGUCUGUCUCAUUUGAAUCUUUGUCACCUUCUAGACCAGACUCUCCAACCCAGUCCCAAACACAGACUCCAGUUUUAAGUCCAUCACUUCCUGACAUGUCUUUAUCUGCUCACUCAGCCAUCCAAGCCAGUGGUUGGAGAAAGUUACCUCCUAACCUGAGUCCAUCUUUAGAAUACAAUGAUGGGAGGCCAACAAAACGGCAUGACAUAACUCGAUCUCAUUCUGAGAGUCCAUCCAGAUUGCCAAUUAACAGAUCAGGGACAUGGAAGCGUGAGCACAGUAAGCAUUCUUCAUCACUUCCUCGUGUAAGUACUUGGCGAAGGACAGGAAGUUCUUCCUCAAUUCUUUCAGCUUCUUCAGAAUCCAGUGAAAAGGCAAAAAGUGAAGAUGAAAAGCAACAUGUAACUUCUUUUUCUGGACUCAAACAAGGUAAAGAAAACCAAGCUCCAACAAAAGGGACAUGGAGAAAGAUAAAGGAAAAUGAAAUUCCUCAAAUAAUGACAAGUCCUCCUCAGAAUAUCUCAUCAGGUCCUACCAGUGCUGCUGAUUCAAAAACUCUAAUUUACCAGAUGGCCCCUGCAGUCUCUAAAACAGAGGAUGUAUGGGUGAGGAUUGAGGACUGUCCUAUCAAUAAUCCAAGAUCUGGAAAAUCUCCAACAGGAAACACUCCCCCCAUUAUAGACAGUGGUUCAGAGAAAAGCAGUAUAAAUAGCAAAGAAUCAAAAGAUCUUCAUGGAAAACAAAAUACCGGAAAUGGAAAUAUUCCUGUUCGCACCAUGGGUUUAGAAACUCGAUUGAAUUCAUUUAUUCAAGCUGAUGGUCCAGACAAGAAAGGAACUGAAACAAAAAUUGUUCUAAGCAAUUCUACAGCUGCCCCAGAGACUAGUGAAAACACUUUGAACGAGCGCACACCAUUUAGUUCUAGCAGCUCAAGUAAACACAGUUCACCCAGUGGUGCAGUUGCAGCACGUGUGACGCCUUUUAACUAUAAUCCAAGCCCCAGAAAAAGUAGUGUGGAUAACAGUUCUGUUCGGCCAUCACAGAUACCAACACCGGUAAAUAACAGUACAAAAAAACGAGAUUCAAAGACUGAAAGUACAGAUUCGAGUGGUGCACAAAGCCCUAAGCGCCAUUCAGGGUCUUAUCUGGUGACUUCUGUUUAAUGAAAAAUAAAUGAUGUAUUGAUAUAUGUGGAUUUUUAAGAAAUAAAACAGCAAAAUUGUGGUUAACCCCCCUCUUUUUUUUGUAAAUAGGUUUGAUUCUUGUAGAGGGUCCUUGUUCUGGAAGCCAUAUAUGAUAUUCUUUGUCUUCACUAAUAAUAUUUGAGGGAUUCCCAAUUGAUAAUUUAGCAAUAAAAUUGCUAAAAUAAUUAUAUUUGUACAGUAUAUUUUACAUAUAUUUAAUUAACAUCCCAUACCUUUAUAAUUGUUUUGAUGGGUUGGGGGAAUUUAGAAAGAUGAAAAGCAGAUUAAAAUAAAUAAUUCUAUUAAUAUAUCACUCACUUCUAGAGUUGCAAAAAGGCUAAGUAACUUCAGGGAAAAAUUGGUAUUUAUGCCAAAAAAAAAAUACUCCACCUUAGUAUUUGUGAAGCCACCUAAUCUUUUAAUUAAUCAUGUGGCUGUGAAAUUCACAGUAAUAUGGUUUCUGUUGAACAAGCCUUUGAUUCCUGCAUGGAUAGAACUGAUGGUUCAUUUUCUGAAAUGAUAAUUAACAUUUCUGUCGUCACAUAACGUGCAUAGAUAGUUAUAGUGUAAUGAAUACAUUUUGGGUUUUGUGCUCUGCAAAAAGAAAAAAGAAAAAAAAGGACAUCUGUGUAUGUGUAAACCUUGAACAAAAUUAUUUUACCAGAACUAGAUUUUAACUGACAGUAGGUAGGAUUUUUGCUAUGCUGUAACUUGUUGUAUAUUCUGGUAUUUGAGGUAAGAUGGCUGCUCUUUUAUUAAUGAGACACGGGUGAGGUGUCAGCAAAACUAAACGACAGAAUAAAUUAUUGCUGUAUGUACAUUUUGUUGUGUGUUACUUUUGCAGUACAUAACAAUCAAUGUUUAAUUUUAAUACGUUUAAGAAAACCUUUUCGUAUGAUGCAUUUCCUCAAAAGGCGUGUUGGGAACAACAAUUAUUCUACUGAAGUCAGUGGAAACAUUCUUACAAAUCUGAAUGGGUCCACUGCCUAAAACAGUCGCACACUGGUUUUCUUCCAAUUUAUAAUAGCUGUUUAUAUGUAUCAGCUGCAGCAUUAGGAUAUAGCAUUAGUAUUUUCAGCUGAAAUGUAGUUGGUUCCUCCAAUACAUAAAAGAGGCUACAAGAAGUACUUCCAUAGAUAUGCCCAAAGGCAUAAAUUCCAUAUUGCACAGCGUAGAGUGCUUUCAAUAUACAAAUACAUGUUAUUUUGAAAGAGAAAACAACUUGGAAUAUAUUGAGAAUGAAAGUUGUUUUGAAUAUUUUUUUCAUUUGGCCUUUUUUCAUUUGGUUAAUUCGCUAGAGACUAAUAUACUAAACUUUAGUGUCUUAUAGAAAAUAAGAUUUGUAUAUUAAACUGCUCUGGACAAACAAACUUGGUAUUCACGUAUAUUCUUACUUUAGAGACCUUCCGUAGACUGUUUACAACAGAAGUACUCUACUUAAGUGCCUCUAUACGGAAAUAGCAACAUGCGUGUGCACAUCAUUAAUUAAAACAGUAGUAAGCAAGUCAAAUGUGUUAUCUCAGGCAGGUUUUCAUUAUUACAAACCUACUUGUGAUUACUUGUCAAUGAAGUUUACAAAUAUGUUUACAAAUAUUCUCAGAUAAUCCAAUUUAAUUGAUAAAUUAGAUCACUGCUUCUUACGGUGUGUGAUGCUACAACAACUAUUCUAGUAUAAAUUUUACUUUUUCAGACCAGAUGUUGGCCUCUACAUCAAGCUAGAGUGGCAUCAACAGGUAGUAUGCAUUUUCAAUUGAUUGAUGGCCAAAUUCACACAUAACAGGAAAUUAUAGAUAACCUGAGAAAUAGUCACAGUGUCCCUUCUACUUAUUUCCUCAUCUUUUCUCUUCUUUCAUUUAAAA